AGGCAGACGAACUGCAUCAGAUAGAAGCGGAGAGAUGCUACGAAAAUGACAAAGUGAACAUUUACCGCUGUGAAGGGCUAACGCAGCUUAUAUUAUCUUUAUUUACCGUGGUUUCCUAACGUCAAUAGACCAUUUGGAUAGUUUGUGAUAUUUGUGAGGCGACAAUAUGGCCACUAGAUGUGUACUUUCGAUAUUUCUUAUCAUAUUAUCCAUAGCCUGUUGCUGUUCGGCAUCAGCUGAGAAUGUCACAUCUUGCCAAGAUGUUGCACAAGUAUUUGCAGCAAGACAGUUGGGGUCUGAAGAUAUGGUGCCUAAACAAAAAGUAACAGGUGAAGACUUGCAGAUUUGCUCAAAAGGAGAGACGUGCUGUACGCAUAAGAUGGAAGGGCGAUUUCAUCAUGCUGUCAACACUGACAUUCAGACAACACUGACGUCUCAGAGUGCUUACGUAAAGCACCUCAUGGUGACAAGUGUUGAACAGUACGAAGCGUCGUUCAUGCGGAUGAUCAAGAAGGCCGAGAACAACACGAACAUCCUCUUCGCUGACGUCUACCGUGGCAUGGCGGCUCAGGCGCGCGCGCCCGUCGGCGACUUCUUCCUCGACCUUGAGAAGUAUGUCCGCGCCGACCCGGCCGCCGCCGACCCCGACGUCGACCUUCGCGACAGCGUGAACUCGCUGUUCGACGCGCUGUUUCCGCUUGUCUUCCACCACACGAUCAACCCGAAGCUGGCGCCGUUCUCGCGCGACUACUCCGCCUGCCUCGCGCAGGUUCGCCAGGAGGCACACCCGUUCGGCGAGGCGCCGCACCGGCUCAUGGCCGACCUGCGGCGAGCGUUCUCCGCGGCGCGCGUCGUCCAGAGGGCACAGCAGCAGAAGCAGCAGUAG
Molecule: messenger RNA, 886 nt
Organism: Priapulus caudatus
Lineage: Eukaryota; Metazoa; Priapulida; Priapulimorpha; Priapulimorphida; Priapulidae
Product: glypican-5-like
Exons: 3
Coding region: 167-886 (239 amino acids)
Biological process (GO): cell migration; positive regulation of canonical Wnt signaling pathway; regulation of protein localization to membrane
Cellular component (GO): extracellular region; plasma membrane; cell surface
Source: RefSeq, a predicted model, not a curated record